This is a messenger RNA of Argentina anserina (silverweed cinquefoil), 741 nucleotides long. RefSeq lists its product as uncharacterized. Gene Ontology annotation, molecular function: catalytic activity. Bases 1 to 741 code for a protein of 246 amino acids. The record is from RefSeq and is a predicted model, not a curated record. The transcript has a single exon. Lineage: Eukaryota; Viridiplantae; Streptophyta; Magnoliopsida; Rosales; Rosaceae.
AUGGAUCAUAUUUUCUUCUGGAAUGCUCAAGGAGCUGGGGGUGAAAACUUCAGGUACUCUAUCCAGGAUCUUGUGAAGAUGAAUAAAGUAGACUUGCUUAUUGUUUGUGAACCUCGAAUCAAGUUCUCUGGUGCUAAGAAAUGCUUACUCUUUCUUGACUUUACUGACUUCGAAGUUAUGGAAGCUAAUGGAUCUUCUGGUGUCAUUUGGUUUUUGUGGAAUAGAAACAAAAUUACUAUUAAUAUUGUUGAUCCUAAUUUUCAGUCUAUUUCAGUUAAGAUCUCUUGGAAUGGCUCUCAUACUUGGCUUUUGAUGGGGAUUUAUGCUAGUCCCUACAACACUUCUAGAAGUGGACUUUGGACUUCUCUUGAUGAUCUGAUUAAGAAACACAAUUUGCCUUGGAUUUUGGUGGGUGAUUUUAAUGAACUUCUCUCUUUUUCUGAUAAGAUUGGUGGCUAUCAACAUUAUAAAUUUGGGGGUUUUCAAGACUGGGUUGUUAGGAAUGACUUGAUUGACAUGGGCUACCAAGGAGUAGAUUUCACUUGGACUAAUAAUUCUGUUAAUGAGAGAUUAGAUAUAAGUUUUUGUUCUAGUGAAUGGAGGCUCCAUUUUCCUGAUGCUUGUGUCAUCCACCUUGCUAGAAUGAAAUCAGAUCACUGUCCUAUAUUAUUCAAUCUGAGGCCUGAUGAUAGGACUUCAAGAGCUAAUUCUCCUUUUAGGUUUCAAGUGAUAGAGUGUUAA